Messenger RNA from Harpegnathos saltator (Jerdon's jumping ant), 3353 nucleotides. RefSeq names its product GATA-binding factor C. The record is from RefSeq and is a predicted model, not a curated record. Gene Ontology annotation, molecular function: RNA polymerase II cis-regulatory region sequence-specific DNA binding; DNA-binding transcription factor activity, RNA polymerase II-specific; zinc ion binding. Gene Ontology annotation, cellular component: nucleus. NCBI's taxonomy places the organism in Eukaryota, Metazoa, Arthropoda, Insecta, Hymenoptera, Formicidae. The transcript is spliced from 8 exons. Bases 1102 to 3288 code for a protein of 728 amino acids. Gene Ontology annotation, biological process: cell fate commitment; positive regulation of transcription by RNA polymerase II; negative regulation of transcription by RNA polymerase II.
UUUUCGUGCGCUUAGUUCCGCGCCGGGUGCCACGUCAGUCGCAUCGACUUGAGUUCGCGCGCGCGCGCGUGCGUUUUGAAAAAACUCAAGCAGGACUUUCUCAGCCGCAUCUCUUUCUGCCUCCAUCACGGUCUCUCUCGUGGCGUCGCGACAGAAAGGGGAGAGAGAGAGAGAGAGAGAGAGAGAGAGAGAGAGAAACGCGAAGUAAGCGACGGACGAAGGGGGACUCUGUCGUGCGCUCAGAGAACGGACGAACGAAUCUUGUCUCGCGUGUGCUGUGGUGGCGACGGCGGAGGUGGACGACGACACACAAGGAGCGUCGCGGAGGCGGGCUGAACGUCAUCUCGGAUUGGCGCAGCGGCGCCAACGCGUUCGCGUGAUCUGAAUCACACCGGUGACAGGACAACUGCGUUGUCGUCAUCGCUCGCUUUUCCCGGACGAUACGCGGCGUGUGUGGAGACGCGCGAAAAGAGAGAGAAAGGGGAGGAAAGAAGCAGCGAAAGUCUCGUCUCAAUCGGACCUGCUCUCUCGCUCAUUUAUUCAGUCACCUGUAGGCUGCCAGCCGGCCAGCCAGGGCAGUCCGGCAGUUUCGGACCGAAGCAACCGCCGGAGCGAAACUCCACGGACGCCACCAUGUGCUGUGUGUGUGUACGGUGCAGUGUGUUGGUGCUACCUUAGUGAUAACGAUAUCUCCCACCUCCGCGAAGCGUACACAAACUAGCCGUCGCGUUAUCAGCCGGGGAUUGCCGCCGGAGAUAAGGACGGAGGCAGAAGAAAAAGAAGAAGAAGAAGAAGAGGAAGAAGAAGAAGAAGGAAGAAGAAGAAGAAGAAGAAGAAGCAGUUACCCCUCGUGAUCCGCCGAUCAGACCAGGAUUACCUAUGAUCCCGUCGGGCGUCGCGAGGACGACGACGCUCCCGGAAGAGAGGCGCUUUUGGCAGCGGUCCUAAUCUCCUCCCCUGCCCUGCCCUCCAGCGUUCUCUCUUUCUCUCUGUUCCGCCCUCCUUCCGUCCCUCUCUUUCUCUCUCUCCUUCCCCCUCUUCCCUUGCCGCCCGUCGUCGUUCUUCUUGGACGAGCGACGACGCACCGAGAUCUCGGACACGAUGGACAUGAGCAGCGAGUCGAGCACCGCUCGGUGGUACGAGCCGCCUAGGUCGUCGCUGGAGCCGCCUUCGGGGGGUGCCGGGGUGACCGGGGUGGUCGGCAACCCCAGCGACUACAGGGGUUACUACCCCCACGCCGGCCCGACGGCGCACCACCCCGCGGCACACUACGCCCACACGAGGAUGUCGAGCAGCGGCGUGUCGAGCGGCCCGGUGAGUCAAGUCUGCCGGCCGCACUUUCACAGCUCGGUGCUCCACCCGUGGCUGUCGAGCAGUAGCGCGGACACCUCCAAGACACCCUGGGGAUUCCCGGCGACCACGACGACCACGGGCGGCGGCGUGAGCGACGAGAAGCCGCAGAGUCCGCUGGGCUCGUCGUUGCCGGCGACCACCGGCGGCAGCCUGUCGAGUCACGGUGGCGCGGGACACCACCUCUUCUCCUUCCCGCCGACACCGCCCAAGGACGCCACGCCCGACAGUAUAACCGCCAGCACGACCUCCAGCACCAACAACAACAACUCUACGAGCGCCAACAACAACAACAACAGCGGCAACCCUCUGUCCGGCCUCGGCGGCGGCACCACCAGCGAGUACCAAGCGGCGGUGGCGCACGUGGCGGCGAUGGGCGCCUUCAUGCACCACCAGGACGCGCUAGGCGCGUCCGGUGCCGGUUCCUGCGACAUCAAGCCGACGGUGAUGCUCGGCCACCAUCACGGAGCACCGUCGCCGCCGCAUCAGCAGCACAACGGCACCAACAACGGCAGCAACGGGCCGACCGGCACGAACGGCUCGUCCGGUCAGGUGAAGCAGCGAGAAGGUAAUAACCAGUCCGGCAAUGUCACGGCCGGCAGCCAACAGGCGAGCGCCACGCAACAGCAGCAGCAACAGCAGCAGCAGGACGCGUAUCAGAGCAACAACGGUGUGCCCGCCGGCGGCGGCGGCGGUGGCGGCGGCGGUGGCGGUAGUAGCGGAGGCGGUGGCAACGGUGGAGGCGGCAGCGGCGGCGGCGGUGGCGGCGGCGGCGGCGGCGGCGGUGCGGUGUCACCCUGCAGGGAGAGCUACGCGGCCGUGGCCGCGGCCGCGGCGGCGGCCGCGGCGGCGUCCAACAGCCACCAUGCCACCGGCUCGCAGUACGACCCCGCCGCGUCCGCCUACAACAUGUACCAGCACCUGCAGUAUCCCUCCUCCACCCACCACCACCAUCAUCAUCAUCAUCACGGUGUCACCGCCGCGUCGUCGUCGUCCUCGGCCGCGGCCGCCGCCGCCGUCGCCGCCGCGUCGUCCCACAAUCCGCACAACGGCGGUGCCGUCGCCGGUAUUUUCGGUCACCACGCCGCCGGUGCCGCCGGUAACGCGACCGGCGUAACCGGCGUCGGAGGCGCCGACACCAAGCUGUUAGUCGGUCACGCGGCCGCGCACGGGAACACGCCGGGCUCGCCGUCUGCGCAGCAGCAGCAGCAGCAAAAGCCGAGGAACAAGUCGAGGACGUCCGCCGAGGGCCGCGAGUGCGUCAACUGCGGCGCCACGUCGACGCCGCUCUGGAGACGGGACGGCACCGGCCACUACCUCUGCAACGCCUGCGGCCUUUAUUACAAGAUGAACGGCCAGAACCGACCCCUCAUCAAGCCGAAACGACGCCUUUCGCUGCAGAGCGCGGCGAGGCGGGCGGGCACCAGCUGCGCCAACUGCAAGACGGCGACCACGACCCUCUGGCGGAGGAACCAGGCCGGCGAGCCGGUCUGCAACGCUUGCGGGCUUUACUACAAGUUGCACAACGUGAACCGGCCGCUGACGAUGAAGAAGGAGGGCAUUCAGACGAGAAACAGGAAGCUCUCGUCCAAGAGCAAGAAGAAGAAGGCCGGCGGCUGCCUAGGCCUGGGUGUCAUGGGAGACAUGAUCAAGGCCAGUGGACACCUCGAUCUCGAUAACAAAUCCUUCCACUCCGGCUUCGGAGCGCCGAUGGGUACGUCGCAGCAUCAUCACACGAUGCAUCCGGCGAUGCAGCAUUACAUGUAUCACACGGGUGUCGGCGUGGCCGGAGGUCUUCAUCAGGGAUUUGCGCCACCGGCGCCGCCCCCCAUCCACCCGCACUCGCAUUCGCAUUCCCAUUCUCAUCACAUGACGAGUCUUCAGGGUCUGCAGCUGACGACGAACGCGAUGAGCGGCUGGCGAUCGGAGUAUACAUGAAUCGCGAGUGACUAGCAGCUCAGGACGCAGCCCACCACUCCCCCGUUGUAAUGUAAUGAUAAAAA